AUGACCACCAUCGUGACGAACAAUGCUCCUCAGGAUCAGAAUCGUACGCCACUUUUGGACCCGUCCGCAGAGCUUCGCAACAUGAUCUACGAGCUCGUCCUGUACGAUAGUCCGAUUCGAAGUGAAGCGUCCAGCAUAUUCUGGGAUCAGAACGACUUCACUUGCGAUGAGCAAGACGAAGCACAGUGGCUUCUCAGGAAGCUUGGUGAAGAGCGGCUCCAAUGGCUCAGAUGCGUCAAAGUUGGUGAACUCCCAACAAAGAGCCUCUCCAUCAGCUUCGACGAGUUUUAUCUCAACAAGGAGUGGCUCAAGAAGAUGCUGCACUAUUACUACUUUUAUGCGUUAAGCGAAUCUGCGAUAGUCCUACCACUGCCAGUGUUCAUCACUAAAGACCUUGACGGUGGUUGGGUCGACAUUGUUCCGGAAUGGCAAUGGCAUGAUCUGGCCGGGCACGAGGACUUGGAGCUGACAGAGGGCGUUGUGUUCUCGCAUGGAUAG
Fulvia fulva is the source of this 498-nucleotide messenger RNA. RefSeq lists its product as uncharacterized. The record is from RefSeq and is a predicted model, not a curated record. NCBI's taxonomy places the organism in Eukaryota, Fungi, Ascomycota, Dothideomycetes, Mycosphaerellales, Mycosphaerellaceae. The coding region runs from base 1 to 498 and encodes 165 amino acids. The transcript has 2 exons.